AUUGCUUGAUUUUUGUUUUGUUAUUUCCGGAAUUUUUGAAAAUUUGUGUGCAACAUUUAUUUAAUCUAUUGUGAUAUUUACAAUUGUUCGAGCUUAAAAAUAAUUUUUUUCGGAAUGAGCCAAAACGAUUGUAACAACAGUAACCAGGAUCAAUAUCAACAACAAAAACAACCAUCAUCGAAAAUGAAUAAAUCGACAAACGUUUUCUAUCAAAAUCAUCGUGUAUCCAGAGAUAAACGAGCCGAAUCAUUAUCGAAUGGACGACAAUUUCGUGGCUGUACCGUUUGGUUUACAGGACUGUCAUGUGCUGGAAAAACAUCAAUUUCAUUUGCCGUAGAAGAAUUUCUCACCCGUCAUCAGAUCCAUGCAUAUGCAUUGGAUGGUGAUAAUAUUCGUUAUGGAUUGAAUUCAGAUCUAGGAUUUUCUGAACAAGAUCGUAGUGAAAAUAUUCGUCGUAUUGCUGAAGUAGCACGUUUAUUUGCCGAUAGCGGUACGAUUACAUUAGCUAGUUUUAUUAGUCCAUUUAGUAAAGAUCGUGAAAAGGCUCGUGAAAUUCAUGAAAAAGAUUCUCUAGCGUUUAUCGAAUGUUUUGUCGAUACACCAUUAGAGGUUUGUGAACGAAGAGAUAUAAAAGGUCUUUAUAAGAAAGCACGUGCUGGUCAAAUUCAAGGAUUCACUGGCAUUAAUCAGGAUUAUGAACGUCCUAAAAAUCCGGAUCUUAUACUAAAAGCUAGUGAAGAUACAAUCGAACAAUGUGUUUUAAAAGUGAUUGAUCUUCUCAUUAAAAGAAACAUCAUAUCAUUGGACAAAAUUCAAGAAAUUCAUGAAUUGUUCAUCAACGAAGAUGACAAACCAAAUGAAUUACGUCGAGCUUCACAUUUACCAUCGAUAAACAUAUCAACCGUUGAUCUUCAAUGGAUACAGGUCUUAUCAGAAGGUUGGGCUACACCAUUAAAGGGUUUUAUGCGUGAAACUGAAUAUCUACAGUGCCUUAAUUUCGGAAUGCUUAUGAAUGGUAAAUGGCAUAAUCAAACAAUUCCCAUCACAUUGGCAAUCACUAAUGAACAGAAAUCUUAUUUGGCUUCGAUUCAAAAUGGUGGUGAUGAUAAUGAUAGUAAUCAUUACAAUGGCUUUGACAAUCCUGAACAAGUUGAUGCUAUUAAGAAAAGUGUAGUAUUGAAGUAUAAUGAUAAGAUCAUUGCCAUUUUGGAUGAUUAUGAAAUCUUUGUACAUCGUAAAGAGGAAAGAGCUGCCUGUGUUUUUAAAACUACCAACAAUGGCCAUCCAUCUAUCCGUAUGAUUAUGGAUAGUGGUGAUUGGUUGAUAGGUGGCCAAUUAAAAGUUUUUGAUCGUAUCUUAUGGAAUGAUGGCCUUGAUCAAUAUCGAUUGACACCGCAAGAGAUUCGAUCAAAAUUAAAAGAAAUGAAUGCUGAUGCAGUUUUUGCUUUUCAGCUACGUAAUCCGAUUCAUAAUGGACAUGCAUUGUUGAUGCAAGACACUAAACGUCAGUUAUUGGAUCGUGGCUACAAGAAUCCAGUACUACUUCUACAUCCAUUAGGUGGUUGGACCAAAAAUGAUGAUGUUCCUUUACAUAUUCGAAUUAAGCAACAUCAGGCUGUGAUAAAGGAAGGCGUUCUUGAUGAACAAUCAACAUUGAUGGCAAUAUUUCCAUCACCCAUGUCUUAUGCUGGACCACGUGAAGUUCAAUGGCAUGCGAAAGCACGUUUAGUAACUGGAGCCAAUUUUUAUAUUGUUGGUCGUGAUCCGGCCGGUAUUCCACAUCCUGAUACACGUAAAGAUCUGUAUGAUCCAACACAUGGACGUAAAGUGCUCAAAAUGGCACCAGGUUUAACGAAAUUUGAAAUCAUACCAUUCCGUGUUGCUUCCUAUAAUAAGAAAGAAAAACGUAUGAUGUUUGAAACUGAAGAUUUGGAUUCACAAAAUUUUGAACGAAUAUCUGGAACAAAAAUGCGAAAUUUAGCUAAAAAUGGAGAAAAUCCACCCGAUGGUUUUAUGGCCAAAACAGCAUGGAAAGUUUUGUCCGAUUUUUAUCAAUCUUGUUAAUUAUUGGAUCAUACACACACACACACACACACGCACGCUAUUACAUUACCUAGUGAUUAUUAUUGAUUGAUUGUUUAUUUAUCUGUUAUUCACAUGGACAAUGCCUUUUUCUGUUUUUUUAAAUAAAUUUUAAUUUUUUUUUCAAAUUUUUCAAACC
Molecule: messenger RNA, 2221 nt
Organism: Dermatophagoides farinae (American house dust mite)
Lineage: Eukaryota; Metazoa; Arthropoda; Arachnida; Sarcoptiformes; Pyroglyphidae
Gene: Papss
Product: 3'-phosphoadenosine 5'-phosphosulfate synthase
Biological process (GO): sulfate assimilation; 3'-phosphoadenosine 5'-phosphosulfate biosynthetic process
Molecular function (GO): ATP binding; adenylylsulfate kinase activity; sulfate adenylyltransferase (ATP) activity
Source: RefSeq, a predicted model, not a curated record